Ceratina calcarata is the source of this 2631-nucleotide messenger RNA. RefSeq lists its product as uncharacterized. The coding region runs from base 757 to 2352 and encodes 531 amino acids. NCBI's taxonomy places the organism in Eukaryota, Metazoa, Arthropoda, Insecta, Hymenoptera, Apidae. The transcript has 7 exons. The record is from RefSeq and is a predicted model, not a curated record.
AAGAAAUUAAAAUAUUAAAUAUUUUUCUGAAAUGUAUCCAGCAAAUUUUGGUUUAUGAUUCAUCAGUUUUAUUCAACUCUAUCCCAUAUCGUAAUUGAAAUGUAUAGAGCUCAAUGGUACCUUCUAUUUAUGAGUUUUGCUAUUAUAGGAUAUUCAAGACGGAAACCUGAAACCACUCACUUUGCAUUUCUCCGCCUUCCGCCUGCAGAAUUUCCACUCCAGUUGGGAUAGACCUCAAUGAUCAGUUCAUAUCCAUUACAAGUGUAUUUGUAUCUUGUAUAAGUUUGUUUUGUGAACAUGACAAUGUAACGGGAAUGAUCGAAGGACAAGAACCCGAAUGGAUAGAAAUUACUUAGGAACGAAGAAACAGGACUUUCAGUUUCCUUUGGGCGUUCGUGAGUACAACAUCGCAAGUGUAACGGUCCCGCGUGGUUGGUAAGAGCGUGAAAGUUUCGUCUCUUGAGCGCCCAGUCUCCGUAUAUGAAAGUUAAUCGACGCCAAAAGAAGACACGGGGACGAGCGUACACAGGGUGCACCGUGUAAUACGUGAACAUUGAGCAGCGGGCUAUCGCGACGUGAAAGUAACCAAGUGUAAGUGGCGGAAUGCGGAGUGCUAGGCGCUACCUCGUGUACGUUGAUCCAUGGUGCUAGCGACAGUAUCAAGAAAACAAAGAAAUAUGAUGAAACAUUAAUAAGACGGAAUUAGAGAAUGAAAGCGCGCGGCUUUAAGCCCGCGGUUGAUGAUUGUAAAGGAGCAUGCAGCGGUGGCUUCUGGCUCUAGACGAACCUGCAUCUAACCCGUGCGGUAACUCUAUCAUCAACCACGAACCAUCGGGUGCCGCAACCGCAACGGCCUUGGCAGGUGGCAAUCAAACCAAUCCCGAUAGUGAGGCUACCAAGUUUUCUUCACAUCUCCCGAACGAACGAUGUACCUGCAACCCUGAUUGUCUCUAUGCCGUACCCCGAAUUGAUUUACAGGAAGCAGAAUGGCUGGAAGCAGACUCUUUGGAGACUGAUAUUCCAAAAUUCGUAACCAGUUCAUCGACGACUACGACAACUAUAACGCGAAACAAUCCAAGAAGAUGUUAUCGAACUUCGACGAGUUCCGGUUACUCCAGCCAUUCCCCACCGUUAUCGGCUGGUUCGUAUUCUUGUUAUGCAUCGGCAGUCCCGGGUCAGAAUUUUUUCCGAGGUGUACCACUGACGAUGAAAGAUCAGUUCAACGGAGGUCUCGCUGUAAUUCAUGAAAGCGAGAUAAUACCGCGACCCAUUUGGCCAACUACGCUUCCGAAUUCACGCGAACUUUAUCAUUCGGAUGAAAACCCCGAAUACGAUAGUUUAUACGCGUGUUGUGGAUGCGGUUGUGCGUAUACUUAUUCGUACUGCGAUUGGGAUUACGAAAAAUCCGCGAGUACGUCAGCGCAUGAUGUUCUUAUUGAAUUAUCUCGAACACUGAAUUCUGUGAUAGAAGGUAAAAAUGCUAUGACACCAGAAGAGAUCUUAGACAAUAUUUCGCACAAAGUUGCCCAAGGAAUCGGUUUAAAAGGAAGCCUGUACGAGUAUGUUUAUCAUAAUUCCUCUUUCUUAUCGAACAAGCGAUCGUUAUUAAGCGACAAGACUCCAUGUCUAUUAAAUUGCAACAAAAAUUCAUCGUCCCAAAUCAAUCCAGUAAACUCGAAACUCUACAACACGCGACAGUUUUAUCUGCACAAUCCAUGGUAUGCCUGCUUAUGCGCUUGCGAGCAUACGCAUAAAUAUUUAUCGUCUCCAAAAAGUAACGAACACACCGACACGAGCGAAGACUUGGAAAAAAAGAGGAACCCACCUAGCUCACGUUUGGUGAAUGAUCCUUAUCAACGAAUGAAUCCGGAGUCAAUCUUGCAAAACGAUGAAAAUGCCUCCCGAUUACCUAUUUGCAAAUGUCCCGAUCGUUCUGUUUCUCGUGAUAAGAAAACGCAAAAUGUAUACGAAAAUCAUCGUAUCAUUAGUGACGUAAAGGAAACUAAUAUCGAUGACAGAUCUAAGACGAAUCGGAAUAAAAUUGGGCAUAACGGACCGGACUAUGUUAUGCAGUUGGAGUGUCCUGAUGGUGAUUCGUUCAACAACGGUAUUAUCUUCUCGUCCAGCAAAAAUGAUUGGGAUUAUCGUAUGCAAGGAUUCGCGGCAGACUUAGAUUUCACGCUAGACGUCUCGCGAGCUGAACGCUUGGGUCGUGCGAUCGCAAAAGCGAAACGAAAACGACAAUGGUGCAGAACUCUAACUGCGUUCUUCGGACUAGUCUUCUUCGUUUUAAGUGUCGUCAUUGUAUCAUUGUCUGUGACAAGAGGCCGUAAAGUGUUCGGAAGCAUGUAAAAACGGUAAAGAAACGACAUCAUAGCAAAAAUGACUGACGCUUAUUUAAUGUAUUUUUUCGUACCUUAUAUAUCGCUAGGUAAAAUUAACAGGAUUCAAAUCCUGUUGGCAAUAUAUGGCUGUGACCAUGUUCUUACAUAUUAUGUAUGUAUAUUAUUAUUAUAAGCAAUGCGUAUACCCAAAUAAAACGGUGUUACGUUUUAAUAAGCGAAAUGAAUGAUAAAACAUGAAAUCUGUCAAAGAUUUUAAAUAAAGGAAAUGAAUAUUUUAUCUUUACAA